AUGGUGGAAAAGGCGCUCGCGGUGAGACUCGAGGUGUUUUGCGAUGAGCAAGGGUACGACCCGAACACGGAUGUGGAUGAGUGAGUCAGGCAUGCGUCAAGUCCCUCCCACACUUCCCCCAUCAUUUCCUCCAUCUGUUCGCGCGACAGGGAAUUUUUUUUUUGCAUCACUGAAAUGUCUGCGCUGACGUCGUGUUGCUCGUCGCCAGCCGAGAGCGCAUCUCUGCCCAUUUCAUCCUGCACAAGAAAUCCACGCCGGAACAUGCAGAAGGCACCAUCCGCAUCACUCCCUAUCCCAUUCCUCCUUCGCCCGAAGAAAAGGGAGACAAGUUCCCAGCAGGCUUCAAGAGUCCAAAAGAUGAUCAGUUGAGCGAGUCGUUCAGAAAGACGGCUAGGGGCGGGGAUCCCAAAGCGGGGGCAAAGAUCUCAAGAGUGGCCAUCGCCAAGGAGGCGAGGGGACUAGGACUGUGCGUCUGAACCGUAGCCGGCCAGUCCUUCUUGCCUAGAGAGAGCAUUUACAAACUCAAGUCUUGGCUCUCUUUUCCCCUUCUGCUCACAGCGGCUCGACCAUGAUGCAAGCCGUCGAGGACUGGCUGCUGCAAGUUUUGCAAGGCGAUUCAAACGAGCCAGCAUUGCCCAGCGUUGAGCUCGUCCUGAGCGCACAGGUAAUCGCCAAAGGCUUCUACGACAAGUGAGUUUAGCGAUGAAUUGCUCGUGGACAUGUGUCUCGCGCACAAGAGCUGACUUGCAAGUCCGACGUUUCCUCUCUCAUCACGCGCUUCAAGGCUCGGGUUCAAAUCUGACAAUGUCGUCUAUGACGAAGAGGGCGAGCCGCACCAGGUGAGGAAAAUGGGGACGCUACACCUCCAUACCUGACUCGCAGGUGCUCACCACCACUGCUUAAUCUGCUUGCAGUGGUACACUAAGCAGGUCAGUCUCAGGUGA
Messenger RNA from Ceraceosorus bombacis, 944 nucleotides. The record is from the annotation of a GenBank genome assembly. Lineage: Eukaryota; Fungi; Basidiomycota; Exobasidiomycetes; Ceraceosorales; Ceraceosoraceae.